UUUGGUUUGGUCAAGCAGUAUUAUUUAGAUAAUCGUAAGAGACGACGAAAAUAAAUUGAUAGUACAUAUACAGUCUUGUUAUCGUGUUAAAAUGCAUGUGUUUUGGUGCUAGUUUUAGAUAAAACUUUGCUGUGUUAUCGUGAAAUGAGAGGUGGUGUUUGGGAUAUGAGUUCUACGUGUAUUCAAGGCGGACUCCCUCGUCCACUGGGAGGAUAUCAACCCAAUCUAAUCAUGGAACCUCAUUCGCCCGCCCCUGCUUGGCAAAUGCAUCACCCUAUAAUACCGAAACAAGAACCAGCGGAAGAGGAAAGAAACGAUUCAGGAAUUAAUUCCGGAAGCGAUUUUCAUUCCUCCUCGCCAGGCAGUGAAAAUAGCCAGGAUUAUAAUUCACAGAACGUACAGAACCCCACAACCUCGUCCUACUACACAACUCCGUUAUUACCGAGGGUCCCUACAACAUCGCCACUAGGCUAUCAAGUAAAUCUGCCGAUGCAUUUUAAUUAUCAAUCCACGUCGCCUUCGCAAGACAAUGCCAGUAAACCCAAUUUUGCACCCGCUGCUUCUGCGACAGAAAACGUGGAGAAUGAAGAUCCCUUACGAAAACUUCAAAGUAGCCUGGAAAAGAAUGGUUUGAUGAUCACACCGACUUCGCCCAAAUUAAGCGAACACUCAGGCGACGAUGAAAAUAAAUCCGAUAUGGAAGCGGACGAGUACGACGAACAAGGAUUACGCGUACCCAGAAUGAAUUCGCAUGGAAAAGUAAAGACAUUUAAGUGCAAACAGUGCGAUUUCGUAGCUAUUACCAAACUGGACUUCUGGGAACAUUCCAAAGGACACAUAAAAUACGACAAGCUUCUCACCUGCCCCAAGUGCCCUUUCGUCACCGAAUACAAGCACCACUUAGAAUACCACCUUCGCAACCACUUCGGAUCUAAACCUUUCAAAUGCGACAAAUGUAAUUAUUCGUGCGUCAACAAAUCCAUGCUGAACUCGCAUAUGAAAUCGCACUCGAACGUCUACCAGUACCGCUGCGCCGAAUGCAGUUACGCAACCAAGUACUGCCAUUCAUUGAAGCUUCACCUGCGCAAGUACUCCCACAAGCCAGCGAUGGUCUUAAACCCCGACGGCACCCCCAACCCGCUUCCAAUCAUCGACGUCUACGGAACCAGGCGCGGACCAAAGCAGCGAUCAUCCCAAAAACAGGAAGAACCGGAAACGCAACCGAACAUUUUGCAAAACCACCUCACUCACUUCAUGCUCAACAACACCCCGCAAAUGCAGUUACCCUUCCCCUACCACCUCCUCGCAGGCUUCCCAAACCCGAUGGCAAAUCCCUUGCUAUUCCCACCUGCGCUCGCCAACUCCGCCGAUAAACCCGAGGAACGCUCACCACCUAUGUCACCCGUCGCGCCGACCGCCGAGGCGCUCGACUUGAGCAAACCAGACGUCGCCACUCCCGAUCAGCCUUCCAAGAAUCGGCGCAAAGGUCGCGCCUUCAAGUUGGAAACCUUGCCUCACACGGAAACCUCGGACGACGAGUCCACCACCGAACUCCCAGCAGAGAAGAGCUUGGCCUCGCCUCCGGCUCGGUCGCCUGUAGAGAAAGAUGAGGUAACCAACAAUAACAAUCACAAUUUCGAUUGCCAGUAUUGUAACAUAGCUUUUGGGGAUAUUGUUUUGUACACAAUGCAUAUGGGAUAUCACGGGUUCAAAGAUCCAUUUACUUGUAAUAUGUGCGGGGAGCAGUGCCAAGACAAAGUGUCGUUCUUCUUGCACAUUGCGCGUAACCCACACACAUAGUUCACUUUUUCGAUGAUCAAAGAGAUCUAGUCAUGGAAAUCGUUCUCCAAAAGAAUCUAGUUAUUGCCUACGCUUGCACUGUGCAAUUUUUCGUUUAGCUUUUAGUUACAGUUUUGGAAUAAUUAUACGGGUAAUAACCAAUUUCUGAGGUAGAGUGCGAGUUGUUCCUAAUAAUUUAGUAUAGUAUGCGAUAUUUGAAGCCAAAAAUUAAAAAUCACCCUGCUACCUAUUGGAUGCAGUAUUUUAAUUAUUAAUGUGACAAUAACGUUUUAAGUCUCAUCCUUGUACAUACCAUUUAGAUAUUCCUACAGCUAUUUUCCAAAACUUCAAGUAAUCUUACCAAUUAAGAUAUUAAAUUAAAUAGUGUUAUCUCGAGUAUUAAUUAUGAACCAUGUUUUAACGCCAUUAGAAAAAAAUAUAACAAGACAUUUUUAAUGUAUUUUUAAUUUAGGCUACAAUUUCGAUAACUAUUAGCGUUAUUAUAAGUCAAUUUACAUUAAUUUUUGUUUUUUAUGUGUUGUGUUAACACUGUUGGGGCCAUAAUCGAAGACUGAUGUAAAUAACCUUAAAUUAUAUAUGUGAGUUAGUGACUUUCGAUGAGCAAAGAAUCAAUCAAAAAUUAAUUAUAAAUGUGGGUGUUUUAUUAGUCAUAUUGUAUUUAUAUUUAAAAAUUCUGUACUGAUAACAAAUCAGACUUGAAAAUAAAUAUUUUGAAUUCUAA
Molecule: messenger RNA, 2521 nt
Organism: Photinus pyralis (common eastern firefly)
Lineage: Eukaryota; Metazoa; Arthropoda; Insecta; Coleoptera; Lampyridae
Gene: hb
Product: protein hunchback
Exons: 3
Coding region: 145-1800 (551 amino acids)
Biological process (GO): regulation of transcription by RNA polymerase II
Molecular function (GO): RNA polymerase II cis-regulatory region sequence-specific DNA binding; DNA-binding transcription factor activity
Source: RefSeq, a predicted model, not a curated record